Molecule: messenger RNA, 1586 nt
Organism: Pelecanus crispus (Dalmatian pelican)
Lineage: Eukaryota; Metazoa; Chordata; Aves; Pelecaniformes; Pelecanidae
Gene: CLK1
Product: CDC like kinase 1
Biological process (GO): peptidyl-tyrosine phosphorylation; regulation of RNA splicing
Cellular component (GO): nucleus
Molecular function (GO): protein serine/threonine kinase activity; ATP binding; protein tyrosine kinase activity
Source: RefSeq, a predicted model, not a curated record
AUGCGGCAUUCCAGGCAAACUAAUUAUCCUGACUCGGAUAAAAAAGAAAGUCUGGGUUCUAGAAGAUGCGACAGUGCUAAUAAGAGGAAGAGAUCUUUAAGUACUGCACAGGGGCACAAGCAGUGCAAACAUGAUCUUUCUAAACUUCCUGACAGUACCUGUUCAGAAAGCAAAUCUAUAAAUGAAAGAGACCAUCAUGAACGACGCUAUGUUGAAGAAUACAGAAAUGAAUACAAUCAAGGAUGUGAUACUGGGCAUCACAGUAGCAAAUCAUCAGGUCACAGUGGGACGAGUAGUUACAAAAGGAAAUACAAGACACGUGAAGCUACCUGUCAUCAUCAUCAUUCACAGAAGAGUCAUCGAAGGAAAAGAUCCAGGAGUGUAGAGGAUGAUGAGGAGGGUCACCUGAUCUGUCAGAGUGGAGACGUACUAAGUGCAAGAUAUGAGAUUGUUGCUGCUUUGGGUGAAGGUGCUUUUGGAAAAGUAGUGGAAUGCAUCGAUCGCAAAGCGGAAGACAGACACGUAGCUGUGAAAAUAGUAAAAAAUGUUGAUAGGUACUCGGAAGCAGCUCGUGCAGAAAUACAAGUACUGGAACAUUUAAAUGCAUCGGAUCCCAGCAAUACAUAUCGCUGUGUUCAGAUGUUAGAGUGGUUUGAGUACCAUGGACAUGUCUGCAUUGUUUUUGAGCUACUGGGGCUCAGCACCUAUGACUUUAUUAAAGAGAAUGGCUUUCUGCCAUUUAGGCUGGACCAGAUUAGACAGAUGGCGUAUCAGAUCUGCAAAUCUGUGAACUUUUUGCAUUUGAACAAGUUGACACAUACAGAUCUGAAACCGGAAAAUAUUUUAUUUGUGACGUCUGACUAUGUAGAAGAGUAUAACCCCAAACUGCAAUGUGAUGAACGCACACUAAAAAAUCCAGACAUCAAAAUUGUGGACUUUGGGAGUGCAACAUAUGAUGAUGAGUAUCAUAGCACUUUGGUGUCUACAAGACAUUACAGAGCUCCUGAAGUUAUCCUAGCACUGGGAUGGUCACAACCAUGUGAUGUUUGGAGCAUAGGAUGUAUUCUCAUUGAAUACUACCUUGGAUUCACAGUAUUUCCGACUCAUGACAGCAAAGAACACCUGGCAAUGAUGGAGCGAAUACUGGGGCCUUUGCCAGAUCACAUGAUAAAGAAAACCCGGAAACGCAAAUACUUCUGGCACGACCAGCUGGAUUGGGAUGAACACAGUUCUGCUGGUAGAUACGUGUCAAGGCGCUGUAAGCCACUGAAGGAAUUCAUGACCUGCCACGAUUCUGACCACGAGAACCUUUUUGACCUCAUUCAAAAGAUGUUGGAGUAUGACCCAGACAAGCGCAUUACUCUUGAAGAAGCACUGAAACAUCCUUUCUUCUUCCCAUUGAAAAAGGAAAAAAGGGCACUGUUCCCUAUAGCUGAGCAGGCUGACGAAGACGUCAGUCCACCAAAGAAACAUAAACUAUGUUAAAUAUUUAUUGUGUACAGUUAUUUUGUAAAUGUCCUAUUUUGUAUUAUGACUUUUUGGAUACUGAAGUUUAAUCCAGCUGCUGGCAUAAAACUUAUUUAAGA